This is a messenger RNA of Pundamilia nyererei, 3642 nucleotides long. RefSeq lists its product as uncharacterized. Lineage: Eukaryota; Metazoa; Chordata; Actinopteri; Cichliformes; Cichlidae. The record is from RefSeq and is a predicted model, not a curated record. Gene Ontology annotation, molecular function: GTP binding; protein binding. Bases 1 to 3642 code for a protein of 1213 amino acids. The transcript has 2 exons.
AUGGAGUUGGCAGCACUCGGCCGGCCUUUUGGCCUGGGGAUGCUGUACGACUGCCGCAGCGAUGAACUUGUCCCUGGAAUCACAUUGUGGGAUCGUGAUGCCCUGAUGGAAGACAGAGGAGACAGGCCUCAGAUAUACAGUGAUUUUGAAAUGGUUUCAUCUGAAUCAAUUCAGGAGAAAUCCUCAGCUCUAAACGUUAGUGCGUCACUAAAGGCCAGUUUCCUGGGUGGACUUAUUGAGGUUAGUGGAUCUGCCAAAUAUCUGAAAGAUACUAAAUCUUCCAGAAAUCAGGCCAGAGUAACACUGAAGUACAAGGCAACCACAAAGAUCCAGGAGCUGUCCAUGAAUCAUCUUGGAAGAGGAAACGUGAAGCAUCCAUAUGUUUUUGAUCAAGGCUUAGCAACACAUGUAGUCACAGCUAUUCUUUAUGGAGCACAAGCUUUCUUUGUGUUUGACCGUGAAGUUUCUGAACACGAAGAUCAUCAAGAAAUACAGGGCAGCUUGAAGAUGAUGAUCAAUAAGAUUCCCUUAAUUUCUAUAGAAGGUGAAGGCUCUCUGUCACUGACUCAAGAGGACAAACAAAAAGCUGAUAAAUUAUCUUGUAAAUUUUAUGGAGACUUUCGCCUCCCAAAAACUCCAACAAACUUUCAAGAUGCCAUACAGGCCUGCCAAGGUCUGUCAGGAUUACUGGGACCCAAUGGAGAAAAUACUGUACCGGUGAAGGUCUGGCUGCUGCCACUGACAGUUUUAGAUUCUUCUGCUGCUAAACUCGUCCGUCAGAUCAGUACAGGAUUAGUUCAAGAAGCACAGAGUGCACUGGAGGACUUCAGUGAGCUGGAAAUGAGGUACAAUGAUGUACUGGGAACCAGCACUGCAAAGGAGUUCCCACAGAUUGAUAAAAAGCUUAAAAGUUUUAAAGAAAUGUGCUCUGAGUUCAAGCUGGAUUUCCAAAAAUCUUUGGCCAAGAAACUUCCAUCAAUCCGAGGAGGAGGAGAAGAGGAAGCUGAGCUUGCAGAGAUCCUGAAGAAGAGACAUUCUUCACCUUUCAGCAGCAAAAACCUGAACGAGUGGAUGGACUGUAAAGAGAGAGAAGUUGACACUUUAAUGUCUUUUACCAGCAGGAUGAAAAACACCAAAAUCACCUCGUCUCAAAAUGAUCUGUACAAGGAAAGUCUGAGUGCAGAGCAUGUUGUGUGUUUUGUUUUCACCUCUCUGGGAAAGGAUGAACCGUACCUCUCAGCUUUAUCAAGAUACUUAAAAGGAAAAACCAACCCAGACCUUCAAGAUCCUCACACUCAUGAUGUAGAGAAGGAACAAUGGUACGCCUCAAAAGAAGUAACGGCUGAAAUGAGGAGGAAAGCAAAACUCUUCAGUGAUUUUGCAGAGGCCAACGAGGAGAACAAGAACAUGAAGUUCCUGACAGUGGGGUUAACUAAUGAGACCCAGGAAGGUUCCAGCAUCUACCUUUAUGAAGGUGGAUUUGCUGUCAGUGAGAACUUUGAGCCUCCUUCAAAGCCUGAAACUGUGACUGUAGCUGACAUAAACCACAACAGUGUGACACUGAAGAUUUCUCCACCCAGAUUUGGAGCAGAGAACAUCACCUCCUACUCUGUUGAGUACUGUGUCAGUGGAGAGGAUGGAUGGCAGCAGAAGACAGAAGCAAAGGCUGAAGAAGUCACAGUGAGAGAUCUGAAGCCAAACACAGAGUAUGUGUUCAGAUGCAGAGCAGUGACCUCAGCAGGUGUCGGGCCGGAUAAUCAAGUUUCUAUUAAAACUUUACCCUGCAGCCCUCCUGGAAAACCUCGACUUGAACCAAAUUUAACUGAGAUAUCAGUGAGCUGGGAGAAACCUGCUGAGCUCGGAGAGGAUGUGCAGAUAUUGAGCUACAUUGUGGAGUAUUCAAAAACAGAUGAUAAUGAGGAAGCUCUGCAGUGGAACCAAAAAGAGUCAGCAGGUGAAAAGGUGAUCCUGUCAGGUCUUCAGACAGAUACAGAAUAUGCAGUCAGGGUCAGAUGUGAUUGUGGUUCAGCUGGAAGAAGCAAAGAAAGCAUCACUGUUAAAGUCUGCACAACAUUUAAACGCCUCGCAGAACUUCUCAAAGAUAAAAAGGAAACGAUCAAAUCUGAUUCCUCCUCAGUUUACAAACUGUCUCUGACAGAAGAACACAUGAACAUAGAUGGAUGCAGGAAGUUUAACUUUGGAGAAGAAAGCACGAGGCAGAGUCGUACAAUAAUGCUUUUUGGAGCGACUGGAUCAGGAAAGUCCACUCUGAUCGAUGGGAUGAUCAACUACAUUGUUGGUGUCGAGUGGGAGGACAGUUUCAGGUUUAAAUUCAUUAAUGAGGAUCAGUCAACAUCACGAGCUCACAGUCAGACCUCUGAAGUCACUGUUUACAAAAUCAACCACCAGGAUGGAUUUCAAAUCCCGUUCUCUCUGACCAUUAUUGACACUCCAGGCUUUGGAGGUACAAGAAGCAUAGAAAGAGACAGAGAGAUCACAGAGCAGAUACGUAAUCUCUUCUCUGCUCAGCACGGUGUCACUGAAAUCAAUGCUGUGUGUUUUGUAGCUCAGGCUGCUCAAGUGAGAUCCACAACACAGAAAUAUGUGUUUGAUUCAGUGCUCUCAAUCUUUGGCAAAGAUGUGGCAGAAAACAUCAGGAUCCUGGUGACAUUUGCAGACGGUCAGCGACCUCCAGUUCUAGAUGCAGUGAGCGCUUCAGGUGUCCCAUUACCUACAGCUGAUGAUGGGCUGCCUGUUCACUUCACAUUUAAUAAUUCAGCCUUGUUUGCACACAACAGAUCAUCUCAGAAUGACGACACUGUUUACGAAGAUGAAGAAGAGGACAACUUUGGUCAGAUGUUUUGGGAAAUGAGCACAAACAACAUGAAGAGUUUUUUUGAUUCUGUAGAAGUCACACAAGCAAAAAGCUUGAAACAGACCAACGAGGUCCUCAAUCAAAGAAGCCAGCAUGAAAUAGUAGGACAAGCUUGGUGGAAAUUAAGCAGACUGCGGUCAGUCGGGCUUCGGGAGCUAAAAGAGACGACUAAGAAACUAAGAGAGUUUGAGGCGCAGAUCAACAAAAAUGAGAACGCCGAGUUUGAAGUUACAGUCAUGAACCCUAAGCAGGAGGAUGCUGGUAAUUUCAGUACCAACUGUAAGAAGUGUGAGUUUACAUGUCAUUAUCCCUGUCCUGUGAAAAAGGAUGCAGCUGAAAAUUGCUGUGCUGCAAUGGAUUCAAAUGGAUGCUGCACUGUGUGCCCAAGCAAAUGUUCGUGGGAAGAGCAUGUCAACGAGAAGAAAAAAUGGGAGUAUAGAGAGGAUACACGGAAACAAUCAGUCAGAGAGCUGAAAGAAAGCAUCGGUGUCACCGAUGAUAAGAUGACUGCUGAGGCUCUGGUUAAAAAACUGGAAAGUGUAUUUUCUGAUAAACUGCCUGAUGUGACGGAAUUGGCGAAAAUGUCGUGUAAGUGUGAGGACACGCUUAAACAGAUAGCACUGAAGCCAGAUCCUCUGUCCACCUCAGAAUACAUCGACAUGCUGAUCGAGGAAGAGAAAUCAGAGGCCAGCCCAGGCUGGGAGAAACGAGUGCGGCACCUGCAGGGGCUGGGAGCUAAAAUACCACAAACAUGUGCAAUACUGUGA